AUGAGCAGUAAACCAUUUUUCAACACACUAGACAGAUCGCAGAUCGAUUUCAUUGCAACUGAGCAGGAAUCGAUUCCGGAAAGCGAGCUAGGAAUAUCGGCACAAUCAAGAGCAAGUGGAGACCAUUAUGCUUCGUUCCGGGACUCGUUGGUGCCUUCAGAGACGUCACAAAGCAUUUUCAGCGAUGGGAUAGCCCGGACCACGACAUCGCUAAAUAGCAUAGACAAUAUGGACCGGCUUUCGAGCGUUUCCAGUGGAUCGUCGCGUGGCACAGGUAUGAGCCAUGGCGUCCGCUACAAAAUCGUACUAAAGCUUACACCACGCGAAGUUAACCUGCUGCGCAGCUCGUGGGCGGUGAUGCUCAACGACGAUAUUCCUGAAGAUAAAUUUCGGUCAACAAUCCGCCGUCUGUGGCACGAUUUGGCACCGCAUGGCUGGGGCGGUGGCGGUGGUAUCACCAGCAACAACAGUAGUACCAGUAGUUUCCGUGCCCACCGCCAAAGCGUUUCCACCAACUCGAGUCGCAUUCCACCACGUGCUUUUGGUAGCGUUGGCAGCGCUGGCGCGGCCACUCACGGUAUGAAGGGCCAAAUGCAUCGUGGUAGUACGAGUUCUGCCUUCACAAAUGCUUCGGGAGCCGCAGCCCCAUCGUUUUCAUCUUUCUCGCAUGUCUCUGCAUCAUCUGCUGGCCCUACAAGCGGCCCUCAUUUCGCCACAGAAACCGUUGGUAGCGCUACGUUCGCUAGCUCCAUUUUCUGCAGUCAAUUUUACGGGAACCUUUUGUAUAUGGAGCCGUCCAUUGAGAAGAUGUUCCCAUCGAUCCGCCACCAAGCUGUCGCCUUUGCAGGUGUCUUGACGAUGGCCGUCAACAACCUAGACGAUUUAUCAACGCUUGAGGCGUAUUUGAGUGGUCUGGGGAAACGCCAUUCAAGAAUUCUUGGCAUUGAGCCUUUCCAUUUCGAGCUCAUGGGCAUGGCAUUUCUCAAGACCGUCAAGGAGCGUUUCGGACACCAGAGCACGCUCGAGCUCGAGGAAACAUGGUCCAGGCUCUACAGUUUCUUGGCAAACAGCAUACUGCAGUUUGGUAUUGACCCAGUGCUAAAGAUUGACGCAUUGAACAACGAAAUAAUAUUCCCAGUUCCAGACCUGGUCAAGGGCUUGCCCAACACCAAGAGUCCUCUCUGGCCACCUGCAACUACAACUACAACUUCAAAUCCAAAUCCAAAUCCAAAUUCAAAGCCGACCAUCAACCCAGAUUUGGCAGCUACGGCACAGGUUUCGAGGAGUAAGGCCAUUAAAAAGAUGCCAACCUCGAAGACGCGGGAAAGCGUCCAGAAAAGGCUUCCUUACACCAACACUAAGGCGCACAGCUCUGAUAAAGAAUGUGUGAUAAUGUGA
Lachancea sp. 'fantastica' is the source of this 1398-nucleotide messenger RNA. NCBI's taxonomy places the organism in Eukaryota, Fungi, Ascomycota, Saccharomycetes, Saccharomycetales, Saccharomycetaceae. The record is from the annotation of a GenBank genome assembly.